GUGAAUGCUUUAUGAACUGAGUGCGAGGGGUAGUGUGAACGUUUGUUGUCUGCCGUCGUUUUCUGGAUGAUACACAUAAUUUAACAUUGCCUUUGGAUAACGAGAGGAUCUGUUUAAUGGCCUUCUUACAGAAAAGCUAGAGGUAGCAGUGCCUGUUCUUCUUUGGUUAGAGUAUCAGGUGAUCAGAAUGCGACAUUUAAAACGACAGCUGCUCAUCACCUGUUUCUUCUGUUGUAUGUCGCUUUCCUGUUACCUGUUUUUCGUGGACAACAAACAUAUUGGGCACAGACUACCUCCAGAUGAAUUGCCUUUAAGAGCACUCAAAAUAACAGAAAACACAGAAGAAAACACAAAAGUUGACAAUGUCACAUCAAGUGUAUUUUCAUCAUCAAAGAACAUAUCAGAUAGUAAGAAAAGUAAUGACACGUCUGUAGAGGUAAAACCACUACCCAUUGCCGUUUACCCAAACUGUACAAUAAAGAAGUCACUAAGCAAUAUGAGGUUAUUUACAAAUAGAUUUAAAGAAGAUUAUCCACCUUUUCUGUCCCCUGGCUUUAUGAAAUGGGAUGUUCAAAUGAGUCAGUAUCCCCCACCAUUUGGUAUGAAAACUGCAG
Saccoglossus kowalevskii is the source of this 614-nucleotide messenger RNA. RefSeq names its product CMP-N-acetylneuraminate-beta-1,4-galactoside alpha-2,3-sialyltransferase-like. The record is from RefSeq and is a predicted model, not a curated record. Gene Ontology annotation, molecular function: sialyltransferase activity. Lineage: Eukaryota; Metazoa; Hemichordata; Enteropneusta; Harrimaniidae.